CAUAGUGGAUUAGGCCCUCGGCUGUGCAGCAACGGCCAAUGCUCCAUGGCAAAGCCUCAGCGACCGCUGGUUUGGGCUCACCGUGGUGCUUCCCAAAUUCGCCCCGAGAAUACCUUGGCCGCCUUUCGAGCGGCCUUGGAAGCCGGAGCUGACGGAGUCGAGCUGGAUGUACAUCCUUCAGCUGAUGAUUACGUGGUGCCCUUGUCGCACACAUGCUCCCAUGCCAAUGCCCAAUAUGACAUAUCCAUGUUCUUUCUUUUGAAGAGCUUGAGGAUCUGAAGAAAUGCAAAGGUUUCGGAGCAAAUUAAGAAAACAGUCUGGAUGUGCCUUUGUAUUUGAUCCAAGCUUGCUCCGGGGCGGUCUCCUGGUGAAGCUUGCCCAUUUGAGGUGGUGAUUCACGAUGCGACGGUCGACCGAACCACCGACGCCUCCGGCUUGGUGAAGGACUUGACAUGGGCACAGUUGCAGAGGGCCGAUGCAGGGGUGAAGCACUCGCUGGCGUUCGCCCAUGAGCGGGUGCCUUUGUUGGAGGAGGUCUUGGAGUUGAUUACGACGCAUGACAAGAUGCUGCUGAUUGAGUUGAAGGGUCCCUUCUCGGGACUGCCCACCUGGACUGCCAGGGCGUUGAAGCCGUGGGUACAUCAGUCGGCUUAUCCCCAACUACCCCGAUUGGUGGCAAAAGUGUUAGAACCCUAUGCUGGUCAGGUGCGAGCUGGACAAAUCCUCGCACAGUCCUUCUAUCGACCGUACCUUGACGAGCUACGACAUUUAGUACCGGAUCUCCGACUGCUCUACUUGACUUUGUCACCUGCCUCUGGUUGGCUGCAGCGAGAAGAUCUCCAAGGAGUUCCGUUGGACUUCUAUGGGGUGUCAGUCCGUCAUGCCGCGGUGACGCCACAUUCGGUGAACGGCUUGCAUGAACGACAAGGCAAGGUCUUUGCAUGGACAGUUGACUCUGAGGAACAUCUCAAGGCUGUGAUUUCUGCUGGAGUUGACGGAGUGAUCACCAACCGCCCCGACAAGGCUUUGGCCGUGCUCAGUCUCUCAAAUACGAACUCGCAACGCCCCGCCAAGAGGCUUUGUGUGGCCAUUGUGGUGUGCAGCGAGAAGGCCGCUGGUACCUUUGUGCGCAAUGCGGAGCCGGCUAUUGCAGCCGUGCGCACCAGAUGGCUGCCCUCCGGGAGCACAGCAGGACGUGCCGGCAAGAAGCUCCCGAAGCUUCCUUGCCAAAGCCUGAGACUGUAGCUUUGCCCGGAGCGCAGUCUUUGCUGGCACCGGACCUGCAGCGGCGAAUCCUGGCUGCGUUGCCACAGGAUGAGGUGAAAGCCUACCAGAGGGCCGGCCUUGCUUGGAGGCAAGCGGCCAAGGAAUUUGUCACAGAUGUGCUUCGCGCGCCUUGGUGGUUGUUAGAUGUUCGUGGGCAUGCUGGCUUGGUAGAGGUGUUCACUUGGUGCUCUCCUGUUUGCCUCCUGCGAAGUGCCUCUGCCUGCCACGCCUGGCACAGAGCUGCAGAGAGCCGCGAGGCAUGGCGCUUUCUACGUCUCAGCUUCGGCUGGGGCCCAGAUUUCGAGAUGCGCUGCCUGCUGCGGCGUCUCAAACGUUUGGGGCAGCGCCACGGGUUGAUGGAACUACCAGAGGUUGCUCCUUCCAGCCCGGCCUCGACGCCCUCCAGUCCUGGAACCGCGUGUGAGGGCUACCCGCCGAGCUCGCCGCCGCAGAGUCCCGUGCAAGCAGCGAAAGGUGCGCAGCCUUCGCAGCUGCUGCUUUGCCGGCAUCCUUUGGGGAAUGCACUGGGGGAGCUUUGGCUGUUGCAGCUGCAGAGCAGCCGCUGCCAAGACCCUGCUCGACGAGCACUCAGCAGGCUUCUAGCAGCUCAGCCGCAGCUGCUGGCAAACCACGCCGUGUUAGAAGUGAACGCAGGUGCUGGACUGGUUGGCUUAGGGUCUUCAGCAUAUGCCAAGACGAUGACGAUCACUGCGCCUGAUGAUCUCACCUGCCGACUGAUCCGCCUAAAUGCCUCGCUGCUGGGCAAAGGCAAGAGCCGCCCACAAGUUCCUGGACUCAGCGGUAUGUCAGUGCCUGUGUAUGUUUACACGCUGCCGAUAUCGCUGAACGGGGCGAAAGCCUUGGCACGACAAUGGCAGUGGGACAGCGGCAGUGCGAUGCGUGCGCUAAAGCCCUCGCUGCUGGCACCCUCUUUCGAUGUAAUCCUACAUGCCGGCGAGCCUUUGGAUGUCCAGGGCCUCAUGGAGAUGUGCCAGCAUUUGCUGGCACCAGCUGGCCUUUUGGUGACAGUGUGUGGUGCCCUGGACGAUGUUUCCGCCAUGUACUGUGCGGUGAAGGCCAAAGGCUUCGCCUUUGAGAAGGACGAAGUCAUCCAUGAUCCGCAAGAAGGCUACUUCCGUGUACUCCAAGUAAAGAAGCUUCGGUGAUGCACGCCUGCGAUAGAUUUGAUGGUUACACUCUGGCUCACGUUCAUGGAAGUGGAUGGC
Durusdinium trenchii is the source of this 2492-nucleotide messenger RNA. Lineage: Eukaryota; Dinophyceae; Suessiales; Symbiodiniaceae. The record is from the annotation of a GenBank genome assembly.